UUGGUAGAGGAGUAGUGUGUAUGUUUUUAUUGUGUUAUAUCUUUACUUUAAUUUUUAAUUAGAAUGGCUAAUUAAGCACCUCAUAGCAAAGUGCUUUCAAUGCAUGAUUAUUACGUUGGAGCCUCUUAUAGAUUUGCUUUUUUUUUCUUUUCUUUUCUUUAAAAAGCUUUUUAUCAUUGUGUUCCUCGAAUUCGAUUGGGGGGGAGAUUAGGGUUUCUUAUUCGAUUUGAAAUUUGGAUAGUGGAUGGUGUGGUAAUGUGAGAGAGAGAGAGAGAGAGAGAGAGAGAGAGAGAGAUCUCGUUAUGUUAAAGAGACAACACUCCAUCGCCAUUCUCUACAGAAGAAUCUCACGAUUCGAUUCACAAUCCCUAAUGUCUUCCGCUGCUUCUUGCGCCGAUCCCUUGCGAUCGCUCCACACUCGAUCCAUCGGUAACGGCAACAGAUUCGAUGGAGGCUUCGUUCACAGACCCAAUCCCAUUUAUAAAUGCGGCGGGAAGGCUAAUGGGUUAACCUUGAGAAGCUGUUUUGAUGCUUCUCCUGAUCAAAAGGCUCGAGCUUUAUCUCUGCAUCGUCGGCUUCUCCAUGGCCCGAGGGAAGAGCAACGCGGCGGGGGAGGAGCCACCGACUUAGCGGAUGGACGUGGUGCGUACCUGCCUGGUAACAAGACGAGGUUACAAGGGAAUGAUAAGAUUGUUGUGGCUGUUGACAUUGAUGAGGUUCUUGGAAACUUUGUCUCGGCACUUAACAAGUUCAUUGCGGACCGCUAUUUGUCAAACCAUUCAGUCUCAGAAUACCAUGUCUACGAGUUCUUCAGGAUAUGGAACUGCUCUCGUAAUGAAGCUGACAUACGUGUUCAUGAAUUCUUUAAGACAUCAUACUUCAAGAAAGGGAUCCAUCCUCUUCCAGGUGCACAUACGACUCUUCACAAGCUAUCAAGAUACUGCGAGCUCUCAGUUGUGACGUCCCGGCAGAAUGCUAUAAAGGAUCACACACUUGAGUGGCUCGACAUGCAUUUCCCGGGACUGUUUAAACAUAUUCAUUUUGGGAACCAUUUUGCUCUUCAUGGAGAGUCUAAACCCAAGUCUGAAAUCUGCAGAUCAUUCGGAGCAGAGAUAUUGAUUGACGAUAACCCGAGAUAUGCAGAGGAAUGCGCUAACAUUGGAAUGAAGGUUCUCCUCUUUGACUAUGAUAACUCAUACCCUUGGUCUAAAACUGAGUCUGUGGACAGACAUCCUCUGGUGACUAGAGUUCAUAAUUGGGAAGAAGUGGAGCAGCAGAUUCUCUCAUGGGUAGUAACAAAGUGUUAAAAACAUUUAUAGUAUUGCUGUUUCAAUGUUACAUUGUAUUGUAUAAACAUGAAAGAAGACAGAACAAACCAAGAAAUCUUGAUGGGAUGAAAUUAGCUAAAAAAACUGUCACCUUUUAGCAUUAAAUUACUUCUUUUUUGUUGCUAAAAUUAGUUUGGUAUCACUAAUUUUUUUCACUAUCUGUACUGUACAUAUGUAAGAUAAUGUAUAAUUUAAGUGUUUAGUAUAUCAUAUGAAGUUACUUU
Messenger RNA from Brassica oleracea var. oleracea, 1552 nucleotides. RefSeq lists its product as uncharacterized. The transcript is spliced from 6 exons. The coding region runs from base 303 to 1307 and encodes 334 amino acids. Gene Ontology annotation, biological process: deoxyribonucleotide catabolic process. Lineage: Eukaryota; Viridiplantae; Streptophyta; Magnoliopsida; Brassicales; Brassicaceae. Gene Ontology annotation, molecular function: 5'-nucleotidase activity. The record is from RefSeq and is a predicted model, not a curated record.